Pyrgilauda ruficollis (rufous-necked snowfinch) is the source of this 1248-nucleotide messenger RNA. It is a transcript of the gene XRCC4, whose product is annotated as X-ray repair cross complementing 4. Gene Ontology annotation, molecular function: DNA binding. Bases 463 to 1248 code for a protein of 261 amino acids. NCBI's taxonomy places the organism in Eukaryota, Metazoa, Chordata, Aves, Passeriformes, Passeridae. Gene Ontology annotation, cellular component: DNA-dependent protein kinase-DNA ligase 4 complex; nucleus; DNA ligase IV complex. Gene Ontology annotation, biological process: response to X-ray; positive regulation of ligase activity; immunoglobulin V(D)J recombination. The record is from RefSeq and is a predicted model, not a curated record. The transcript has 9 exons.
GGAGAAUGUUUUUCAGGGGUUGUGUUAGAGCUCGGGAGCCCCAGAGGAAAAAGCAGCACACGUCCUUGAGUGAGUGAAACCACCCAGAGCUGAGGGUCAGAUUUUCAAGGACUCAAAACCAUUAUCUGAUUCUUCAAGAGGAGGACUUCUGUGAAAAUAUUUCAGGAGAAGCUGUGUUUUUCCAUAAUUAACAAGAAGCAAAAGGGCAUCUGGCACGCAAAGGAGAGUGUAUGCAUAUAUGCUUGUGGUAAACAGGCAAAAAGAAAUUAAAGGAGGCUGAUGAUCUUGAAAAGAAAAGGUGCCUGUUUAUUAAGUGCAAGAACAGAGGACGAGGCCUCAAGGUUGUUGGUCGGUCCAUAAGAUGGUGCAUUUCUGCCCAAUCAUUCUGGAAUUCUGAGGCUCCACUGGUCUCCCAGUCAUAGUUCAUAUUAAUGUUGUCAUCACAUGAGGUAGGAGAAGAAGAUGGAGAAGACUUUGAACAGAAUUCAUCCAGUUUCUGAUCCAGAAGCAACCUAUUUUCUACAGGUGUCAUGGGAAAAGGAUUUAGGCACUGGCUUUGGUUUACUUCUUAGUGAUUGUCAGUGUGCCUGGACUGGGACAGUGUCUGAAUCAGACAUUUCUAGGGAGGCUGAUGACAUAGAAAUGAACAGAGAAAAAUAUGUGGAAGAGCUGAGGAAAGCACUGAUAGCUGGAGAAGAGUCAGCUGGCAAAUACAACUUUGUGAUUUCAAGAGAUGAGCAGAAUAAGGCCUGUCACUUCUCCUAUGAAAGGAACCUGAAAGAUGGCUCUUUCAGACUUGGAUCUCUGAAGCUGCAGGAAGUCCCAAACCCAGCAGAGGUGAUCAAAGAACUCAUUGGUUACUGCCUGGACAGCCUGGGAAAGCUGCAGGCCAAAACUGAGCAUCUGCAGAGGGAAAAUGAAAGGCUUUUCAGCAACUGCAGCGACGUGGAGAGGAGGCUGGAAAAAUGCGUGGAAGCUAAAGAGGAGCUGGAGGCAGACCUUUACAGCAGGUUUGUUUUGGUGCUGAAUGAAAAGAAGGCAAAGAUAAGAAACUUGCAGAAGUUGUUGAGUGAAGCUAAAGAAUCUGCAGCGGAUGCCAAGUGUGCAAGGGAUAGUAUCGCUGCUACUCAGAUGGUUGUAAAGAGAGAAAACGACUAUGAUGCCAGCACUGAUGAGGAAAGUGAAAAUCCAGCACGGGCCUCGUUGCCAUCAGGUAAAGGUAAUCCAGACAAGAGUGUCUUCCUGUAA